Messenger RNA from Protomyces lactucae-debilis, 2269 nucleotides. RefSeq lists its product as uncharacterized. The coding region runs from base 55 to 2181 and encodes 708 amino acids. Lineage: Eukaryota; Fungi; Ascomycota; Taphrinomycetes; Taphrinales; Protomycetaceae. Gene Ontology annotation, molecular function: protein binding. The transcript has a single exon. The record is from RefSeq and is a predicted model, not a curated record.
UUGAAGACGAGACAAGAACCAUCAUCACACACAGCCUGGCCUGCAGAGGCACAGAUGAAGCGCGGAUGGAGCGUCAUGCGGCAGACGCGUCCUCUGGUACAGCGAACACAGUACUCAGCUACCUGUCCUCGGUGUAUACAAGCUUCCCAGGCUGCUUUCCACACGGAAGCUCCGCGCGCCUUUGCAUUCAAGUGGUUCAAGCAGAGCAGCACCCAAUCAAAGCAGCGUGAUAGAUGGCUGCAGGUGCUAUCUAAACGGAGACAAGGCGGUUUGUCACAUCAGGAAGUUACAUUCAUGCUCGAGUGCGUCGAUACUAUUCAACUCAGCGAAGAAGAAUUGACAGAGUCUAUCUUGGCUGCACUUCGAGUAGACAGUGAGGCGCACGAUGAACUGGCCACCAAGGCGUAUGGUUUGCUACAAAAGCACAGGGCCGCACAGAUUACUCCAAAAAGCCCAUGGAGUGGCUUGGAAGAAUCCCUUCCACAACUCGUCGUUGCCCUCGCCUCGGCAGGACCAAGCAAUCAAGCGCUUGAUUUGUGCAAACAAGCGUCCAAGAAACUAGAUCAAUCGCAAGACAUGUGGCGAGUCUUGCUACAAACCCUGGCGGAGAGGUCCAAGUCGCAAGACUUUUUCGACGCUUGCCAUUGCAUGCGGGAAGAGCGAGUUCCUGCGGAUGUUGCCACGAUGAAUCUUGAGCUUGACAGGCUGAAUGCUGUUGGGCGUGCACAAGAGGCUUUGGCGCUGUAUAAGUCGAUGCCGUCCUUAGGACUCAAGCCUGAUACUACCGCCAAUCUCCUUGCGCUCGAUAGCUGCAUGCAGGCAAAUGACCUUGAAGCUGGCAAAGACAUCGCUACUCUAGUUGAGCGCGAUAAUUCCGAUGCAGCCUUUGCGAGUCUGUUGGCUUGGGACGUGUACAAUCGUCAGCCGCUCGCAUCCAUUCAUCAAAAGGCCUCAUCGCGCGAGGUGAGCUUGUCGACCGUCAAUGCCAUGCUUCGAGCUGCCAAGCUGUCUCGGCAAUGGAAUAUGAUUGAGCAGCUAUGGAUGGCCUUUGCAAACACGUCCGACAUCUUCCCCAACGAGGCAACCUUCAGCAUGCGCAUACACGGACACAACAUGGCGCGACAGCUCGACAAGGCGAUUGCUGUCUUUGCCGACAGCGCAAAUGCCGGGUUUUCUGAGCUGCUCGAUUCACAAGUGCUACAAGAUUUGCUCAAAGCCGGUAUCAUGUCGCGCAAGCCAGAUGCUGCAUUCGAACAAAAGAUUCUGGCUAUUCUGCUCAAGCAAGAGCCUUUCCCAAUUGCUCAAGAAUCACUGUCAUUCUUAAUUCCUUCGUUGAUUGAGCAAAAGCAAUACGUUCAGCUCGAGACAAUUAUUGAACAGUGUCAGCUUCGCCCAGAUUGGUCUGCAGCAAUGACCAUUCAACACAUUGUCGAUCAAGCAACUAGAGCAAAAGAUGGAAAGCAAGUCUGGAAUAUCUCCAUUCUGCUUCGCAAUCUCUUCUGGGACGACCCAAUCUAUACACUUGAGCUGCGCAGCUUGCUCCUCAAACGCCUUGUCGCGCUACAAGAUGUCGACAAGCUUGAUCGUAUGUUUCGCCAAUUCUUUCAGUCACAAAUCAAGCCUGAUGCCGGCAUGUACACAUUGAUGCUGCAUGGCGGUCAAGACUUGCGUGAGGUGGAGCUUAUUCGAUCAGUCCACGCUUCCAUCAAGAUGGAUGUCAACUUGUCGGAUCACACCCGGAUUUUGACCACGCUCAUGCGAGCGUACGCGCAUGUCAGUGCAGCCGAGACUUUCGAAGUUUGGAACCAAAUAUUUCACGGCGGGCAUGGGCCUACAGCUGCAAGUGUCAGUGUUGUGAUGGAUGCCUGCGCACAUAUGCGCAUGCCAACGCGAGGCUUGUUUAUUUGGCAAACACUUGAGCGGCGCCAAUUCCCAUUCAACGACAACAACUAUGCUUCACUGGUGGAGGUGUUUACGCGCAAUGGUAAUCCUGAGGGCGUUUUGUCAUUGCUUGAGGAAGCCAUCGCAAGUGGACGCGAUGUUGGCCCACGGACAUUAAGCACAUUGUGGAAUACAGCCAGAGGUAUGCGCUCGCAAACAAAAGCCUGGGCCAACAAACAUUGCCCAAGUUUGUGGCAACAACUUGACUCGUCAGCUCGCAAAGAUGAUAUCUCUGUGUAGGUGUCAGGGUCUUGUUUGUCAGGUUGAUGCGUGGUCUGUGGGCAGUACGAGGUCAUUUGCGACCUGAUCUCCCUAGAUACAUCGUACC